CUCCUUGGCCAUCCUCGCCGAAUCUGAAUUUUCGAAUGAAUUGCAACAUUAGAUUUAUGAGUGGCAGAUACGUUUACUUCUCUGCAAUCGGGGUCGUGCGCCUAUAGCGUAACGUGAAGUGUGAGGGUUAAACUUAGACUAGGUCGCGACAAACCAAAAUGCGCUUUCUUUCGAAGAAAUCCACCACUGUAUUCAAAUGUUCUCGCAGUGAUGAAGUGCUUCUCUCUGUGCUUAGUCUCCUUUUGGGUUCUCCUUCCUCUCUGUUUGCUAAGUGUGUCAUCCCAAAAUAUACCUGAGAGUGGCCAACAGCGAGCUAGCCUCCCACCAAGAGGUUGGAAUUCUUAUGAUUCCUUUUGCUGGACAGUUUCUGAAGAUGAAUUCUUAGAAAGUGCUGAAAUAGUUUCUGAACGUCUCAAGGCUCAUGGAUAUGAGUUUGUGGUGGUGGAUUACCUCUGGUAUAGGAAGAAAGUCAAAGGUGCCUAUCCCGAUUCUCUCGGAUUUGACGUGAUUGAUGAAUGGGGAAGGAUGGUCCCAGACCCAGGAAGGUGGCCUUCUUCCACAGGUGGAAAGGGUUUCAAGGAAAUAGCUAAUAAAGUACAUAGUUUGGGUUUGAAGUUUGGGAUUCAUGUUAUGAGAGGGAUAAGCACUCAAGCUGUCAAUGCAAACACACCUAUCUUAGAUACAACAAAGGGAAGUGCAUAUCAAGAAUCUGGUCGAGUUUGGCGUGCAAAAGACAUAGCAAUCCCAGAAAAGGCUUGUGCAUGGAUGCCUAAUGGUUUCAUGAGUGUAAAUACAAAGUUAGCAGCUGGGAGAGCUUUUUUGAAAUCCCUGUAUGAGCAGUAUGCCUCAUGGGGUGUUGAUCUAGUGAAACAUGACUGUGUGUUUGGCGAUGACUUGGAAUUAAAUGAAAUAAGCUAUGUGUCAGAGGUUCUCAGUGAGCUUAAUCGGCCUAUUGUGUAUUCUCUGUCUCCUGGAACCAGUGUGACACCAGCGAUGGCCAAGAGUGUCAGUGGACUAGUCAACAUGUAUCGAAUAACAGGAGAUGACUGGGAUUAUUGGGAUGAUGUCCGGGCUCAUUUUGACGUAACAAGGGAUUUUUCUGCAGCUAAUAUGAUAGGAGGAAAAGGUCUAAAGGGAAAUUCCUGGCCUGAUUUGGACAUGCUACCAUUUGGAUGGCUAACUGAUCAAGGUUCAAAUAAUGGUCCACACAGGUUUAGUAGGCUCAAUCUAGAGGAAAAAAGGACACAGAUGACUUUGUGGUCUUUGGCGAAGUCUCCCCUUAUGUAUGGAGGGGAUAUGCGGAAGAUCGAUGCCAUCACAUACGAACUUAUAACAAACCCUACCCUGCUAGAGAUUAAUUUCUUUAGCUCAAAUAAUAUGGAGUUUCCUUAUAUCACAAGCUCAAACAACUUGAAGCACGCUCGAGGGAAAAAGCAAAGACCGAAGCAAGGAACAGAGACAUCAUCGUACACACAUUCAUUAGGUUUGACUGGCUGUAGCGAAUCAAAGGCGAGUGGUUGGUCUGUUGAAAGUCAUAACCAUAACCAAGAUCUUGAAACAAUCUGCUGGAAAAAGGAUGCAGAAAACCAGCACCAAGCUCCAUUCUGCGUAAACAAGAGAGAACUUCAACUCAGAUUAGAUGGUGGGAGUAUGCAUCACCAGGAUUACCGAGGGAAACACCAACUGGUUGCUACUGACAGCAUGAAAUUUUGCUUAGACGCUUCUCCAAAACGAAAGGUUACAUCUAAAGAGUUCAAGAGAGGAACAUUUUCUCCAUGCAGAUGGGAUUCUAAUCAGAUCUGGGAACUGCACUCCAAUGGGACCAUGGUAAAUAGUUACUCGGGUCUUUGUGCAACAGUCAAGUUUGUUGAAGCUGAGGUUAAUAAUGCUGGUGGGAUUCGUUCUUGGAUUGCAACAGGAAGAAAAGGGGAAAUCUAUCUUGCUUUCUUCAAUCUAAGCAAUGAGAAAACGGAGAUAUAUGCGAAGACAUCAUAUCUGGGGAAGAUUCUUCCUGACAGAAGAAUCGAAUCAUGCAAGGGGACGGAAGUGUGGAGUGGAAAGAACGUAAUCACAACACAGGGGACGAUAUCAAUGGACGUGGAAAUUCAUGGUUGUGCACUAUUUGUUCUAAACUGCAACUAGUCCUUCUUCCAAUUGUUUAAAAACAGAAAAACAAAACAGCACCGCAUUGUUCAGUCUUUUUCCCACUCUAUUUAGUUCUUGUUUCUCUGGUUGAAGUUAGAUUAAAGUUUGUGAUAGACAAACUCUUAAACAACACUUUUUGAUUCUUUUUCUGGAAGCAAAUUUUCUCUUUGUAACAAUACUCAACUUUAGUAAAUGAAAACAGCAUUUUAUGUGUUUAAGAACAUUUUGCUGGA
Molecule: messenger RNA, 2378 nt
Organism: Vigna unguiculata (cowpea)
Lineage: Eukaryota; Viridiplantae; Streptophyta; Magnoliopsida; Fabales; Fabaceae
Biological process (GO): carbohydrate metabolic process
Molecular function (GO): hydrolase activity, hydrolyzing O-glycosyl compounds
Source: RefSeq, a predicted model, not a curated record